Lucilia cuprina (Australian sheep blowfly) is the source of this 8642-nucleotide messenger RNA. Its product is annotated as mucin-5AC. The record is from RefSeq and is a predicted model, not a curated record. NCBI's taxonomy places the organism in Eukaryota, Metazoa, Arthropoda, Insecta, Diptera, Calliphoridae. The transcript has 5 exons. Gene Ontology annotation, molecular function: serine-type endopeptidase inhibitor activity. Bases 616 to 7665 code for a protein of 2349 amino acids.
GCUACAGGAUAUAAAAUAUUUAUGUUCUUAUAUUUAAUUCUAUGCGGAAAUAUUUGCUUAUUAAGAUAAAAAAGAGAUAUACCUUUUUUCUACUUAGUUGGAGAAAGAAUAUGAUUUUUAUUUAAAGGAGAAUCUUUUCACACUGUUAUUGUUCUCUCAUAUACGUACUUGGAAGAAACAAAUAAAGGGUACAAAACCCGAACAAAAAAGCACUUUUAUAAUAAAAUCAUUCAUCAAAAGAAUAAAAGAAAUUACUUUAAAUAAGAAACAAGUUGUUAGGGGAUUAGUGUGAGGCAGCGAAAAAUAUAAAAUAAAUACAUAUAUAAAUUGUAUCGAAAAAAUAGCGACGUCAAGAAAAAAGCCUGUCGACAAUAAAAAACUUUUUAAUAUUUCUAAAGGAAUUGAGAAAAAUUUCCAAAAGGUUACAAAAGAAAUUAAAAAAGAAAAUAGAAUUGAAUGUAAAACAAUAAGUGCAGAAACGGAAAUAAGAAACAGAAAAGGUCAGCAGUAACUUAACCGUUCUGUCUAUUCUAUUUUUGAAAAUAGUUAUUGUUUAACGAAAACAACAACAAACAGGGGCUUUAAAGUAAAACAAUAGUAGCAGCAACAAGAACAAUGUAUAUGAAAAAAUUUGUUGUAGUAUUAGCUGCGUUUGGAUUUGUUGUUGGCUUUGCGUGCGCCUAUCCUCCAACUUAUGCUGAUGAACCAACUGCGGUCAAUGAUAGUGGUGGCAACGAUGAUGAUGGUGGUGGUUACAUAAUUCCGCAGUUCAACCUUCAUUAUGCUCAACUCCAACAACAUGAAAAACAUCAAAAGCAACAAGAACACAAACAGCAGCAACAACAACAACAGAAAUAUCCCGAUCAACACCCAACUUUAACUUAUUUUACAACAUCGAAAACAAGUUCUACAUCAACCUCUACAUCAUCUGGUCCCAUAUCGGCAUCAUCGACAACACCGUCAUCAGAUGCAAUAUCCGCAACGUCAACAAAACCAUCUUUACAGGCAGCCUAUGUUUAUAAGGCUGAAGUACCAAUACACGUUGAACCGGAAACCAACAAGGUUGUCAAUGAAGUUAACCUCAGUGCAACCUCAUCUACAUCAUCAUCGCCAUCAGCAACAUCCUACACAAGCAAUACGAACACAAAUUCUAACAAUAAUUCCGAAAAGGAUGAUGACUUGUCGAAGAAAAUUAUUGGUUCAAGUGUUGUAACAUCUGUAUCGGUAAUUUUAAAUGGAAAUGAACCGGAAUUCACAGAUGCAUUAGGACAAAAAGUACCUAAACCACAACCAUCAUUACAAGUUGCUAGCCCUAUUGAUCUCCUCAAUCCCGAUCGGUAUGAAUUCUAUACAUUCGAUGAACAUGGUGAAUUGGUAAAACGUCUUAUGACUAUGGAAGAAAUCCAAAGUAUUGUUGCAAACGGAGAUGGCGAAGGACCAACGAUUAUACAUCAUGGUCCAAUUGAGGAUCGAGACCCUGAGAAAAAUGUUCAAGAUAUCGUCAAUAGUGUACAAAGUGUUCUUAACAAGGAAGUUGAAUCUAAUAAAAAUUCAAGCACAGAUAGUCUACCGGUUUUCGAUACGCCUGAUGUAUCAUCAUCUUGGUCUAUGAUAUUACCAGCCAUUUUUGGUAACACUGGUGGUGUUGAUAUAUUUCCUCAACAGAAACCUCAACAAAUUGUUAUGACUCCAGAUACCGAAAUCAUCGAAACUUCAACAAAAGAAGCAGCUACCACAACUACCAAGAAGCCUAAACCUAGUAAAAGAAAACCAGGUCAAAAGCGCAAACCAACAACCUCAACUACUGAAAUGACACCUCAAGUAAUACAAGAAGAACUUGAUUCUCAAGAAUCUGUUUACACUGGUAUGCAACAGUAUCAAAAUCUAGCGGCAACUAUGCAAAACUAUGAUGGGUUUUCACAACUGCAUAUGCAGCCUAUCUAUCACAAACUUCCCGAAAUAGAAACUUCAACACGACGUGUAUUCAUAAACAAUCAGGAAGUGGUAAAGAAACCGGAUACGAUCUCUGAAAAUGAUGAAGUUAUACUAAAUGAAAAUUUGGCUAAAAAACCAGUAUCUGUGCAACAUAAACCAUUACCACCACAUCGUAUUAAGAAGCCAAAUGGUGGACAUACAACUACAAAACGUCCACAAGUAAACAAACAAAAAAUUAAGAGAAAACCAACAACAACAACUACGACUACGACUACAACAACUCCAUUACCAACAACAACCACUACUACCACACCUGAACCUACCACAACAACAACUACUACAACACCUGAACCUACAACAACUACUACUACAACAACUGAACCUACAACAACUACUACUACUACUACAACUCCUGCGCCUACUACGACAACCACCACUACAACCCCUACUCCUACAACAACUCCACCUUCUUCUUCCACAUCUACUACAGCUCCAUCAAUAACAACCACUUCUGUACCAUCAACUACUAAAUCACCAAAGAAAAAGAAGAAGAAGCCUACUCGCCAUCCAAUUCACUCAUCCAGCACAACUUCAGAUGGUUUCACACAAAAACCACAUUUUGUUGGGGAAAAACGGAAACCUUCUCCAAAACCUCACAGAGCAAGGCCGAAACCAGCACAGCAGCACACCAAAUAUCCUCACACUACAACGUCUUCCGAUUUAGCAGCUGAAGGAUCCGCUCAUCAAGAAGUCACACACAAUAAAUUUCAGCAUGUAACAUAUCACAGACCACGCCCUAAACCAAAUAAACCAACUACUACUACAACCACCACCACCACGACAACUACCACAACAACAACGACUACACCUGUUCCAGAACCAUCGACCACCGUCGUUUUUUCACCUAUCCCAACAACAUCAACAAACAGUCCAACUAUUAUGUCACUAAUUGUACAAGAUUUUCCCGGUUAUCAACCAGAUUUAAAUAAUUAUGAAGAUGCAAUUCUAACUACAAGAAUAACAACCACUAAGCCUCAAUUAGCAACGUCUGCCAAUAUACCACCUACUUCUGGGACAUCGGGCUAUCCUGUACCAUCAUACGGUAUAUCAACAGACGAUUCAGAAGAUUUCAGUUUUAAUCAGUUCAAGAAACAACCUCUACCAGCAUUUGCAUUAACACAACAUGGAUCCCAGCCUUACGCACAGGAUGCACAUACUUUACAAUCAUUUGAUCAAAUAAUGCAAACACUGAAGCAACCUGAUCAAAUAGCCGAAAAGAUAGGGGAAGAUAUUAAAAUUUCAUCAGAUGACUCCAGCAUGAAACCAAAUAAAUAUGAUAACAAUGAGCACAAAGAGGUAGAAAUUGCUAACAACCAUAUGAUUCCCAUUAAAAAUGCUAUGAAGCCGAAACCAUCAUCUAUGUCAAAACCUUCUAUGGAACAAUAUGGAGACAGCGCUCUUGCUACAACAUUACUAAAUUUUGAAUCGACAACUAAUGUCCAUAGUUCCGAAGAAACUACUAUGAAAUAUGAAAACAAUAAAACUAAUCUUUCCUCAUCUUAUGUAACAACUAAAAUCCCUGAUGAAUUUACCACAAACAUGUCAACCGAAAUGGAUGUAAGUGAUGAUAUUGAAACUACCGAACUUCCCAGCUAUACCGCAUUUAGUGAUGUCAUCAAAGAAUCAACUAUUAACACAGAAAUUCCAGAAACCACAAAUACUUUAAUUGAAAAACAAGAGGAACUUACAACAGCAUUUCCCAAGACACAAGAAGACGAAAUUCACCACCAUGAAUAUGAAACAUCUGCUUAUGGCUCCACAACAAAAAUAAUCGAGCAAUCAACAUUUACGUAUGGAGAAGAAAAUAUUGAGGAUGAAAACCAAACGCCUGAAAACUAUACAGGCCAUCUGAAUUCUGAUACUAGACUUCCUGUGAUUAUGCCACAUAAAGUAGAUGCUAUGAGCAAUGAUGAAAAAGACGUUAUUCGUCCUGUAUUAGUAGCUGAUCUUAAACCUCAGCUUAACAUGGAAGUAAUCAAACCAUCUGAACAAAUAACUAUGUCCGAUUUCCAAACUCAAGCAGCAACUGUGGCUUCAACACUAGUUGACGGUACCAACACCGUAGCAUCCGAUUAUAGCAUGAUGAACUCUAACGAAACAAAAGAUGAAAUUGCAUUCUUAAUGUCGGAUGUCAUUAAACAAAUAUCGAACUCCAACGAUAUUUCUAAAACUCAACAAAGUAAUUCUUACGACAAUCGUUAUUCAAAUCAAGCUCAAUUUAAUUUAUCAUUCCUUAUAAAACCCACUAAAGAGGUAGCACAAAAUCCCAUUACCAUAUCUACCAAUAUGGAUGAAGACUACAAACAAGAUUAUAAACCAAUUUAUGAACGACUUGAAACCACCCAUACCACGAAUCGUGAGAAUUAUAAUGUAGAAGACGAUUCUACUACAGAUUCCAUUACAACACAUUUUCCUGACACCACCAUCAAAGAUAUACAAAAUGAAGAAUUUGAUACCGACUCUGUAGAAAAAGCCACUCAAAGCUACUCAACAGAAAUUGAAGAAGAUACGAAUACAACCAAUGUUGAGCAUUUCAUGUCUACAACAGCCACUUCAGAUACAUUAGAAGAUAAUACCACAAAAUCUGUGCAUGAAAACAAUGAAGAGCACGAUGCGACUACAACUGAAACUAUCACUGAAAGCAUUGACGAAUAUAACAAUACAAACAACGAGAAACUACACAAAAAGGAAGAAGAUGAUAGCAAUGAUAGCACCUCCACUAUUGCUUCUGAAGAAGAUGUUACAACUUCCCAAACUAUUACUGAAUCUAAUAAAGAAACAACAUCAAAAAUCUCUAUUCCAUCCCUUCCAGAGAUAUAUGAUCAACAACAAAAGUUUGAAGUCGAAAGAGAACCAUUAUUUGAAGCCGAUAGCCCUCUAGAUACCACAACUUUUAUAAACGUAUUGUCUGAAGAAACAACAUAUUCUUCCAGUGAGGACAAUCAGAGUAAUAUUCCUAAUAAAGUAGAUGUAGCCAAUAAAUCAUAUGAAAGCGUCAUCGCAAAUGACGUCAUCGUUACGGAGAGUUCAGAAUAUGAUUUAAAAUCUGAAACCACUACAAUAAAGGACGAAGACUUUCGAGUAACCACUGAAUUAUCCAACGAAACAAGUGAAGAAGAUAAAAUGAUUUCAAGCGAAAUGGAAGCAACUACAGGUAAAGUUGAAUCUUUCGAAGAUUUAAAUGAAUAUAUUCAAAUCGGACACCAAACAAAUGUUAUUGAAUCAACAACAGCUACAAAUGAAAUCACCACAACAUUCUCAGAGCAUAAUGAAUCCGAAACAACUGAAGAAACUAAAGAGAAUACAGAUGCUGAAUAUAAUGUCAUUACUACUGAUAACAUAAUUGAAAAUGAAAAUCAUAAGGAUAAAAUUAAGGAGGAACUCAUAGACUCUUUAGAAACUACCACUCAAGUGACAACUUCUAAAGAAUCAGAAUCUGAUGAAACUACUACAGUUAAAGCAGAUGAAAUUUUCAAUACUGAAAAAACCAAUACCGCUGCAUAUCACAUGAGUGAAGAAACUUCUGCUGAGCUAAAUUCCAUGAUUUCUGAAGAAGAUGAAACUGAUGAAUCCAUUGAUGAGGACCCCUAUAUAAAACUAGGCGAAACGACUACCACUCAAAAACCUGAACUAUCUUUGAACGCUGAAACUCAAACUAUCACUCAAACAUCUGUCGAAAAAAUUAUGUUUGACAAAAUACCUAGUCUUGAACAGGAUAUGCCUAUGUUAGCACCACCAAAACCAAUUCAUUCAAUAAUUGAAAAUGAUGUUCCUACAGGAACUCAAUCAAAUGUGUUAAUACAAAAUAAUGGUCAAACAUACGAAGAAGCCGACGAAGAGGAUGAGGAUGAUCAAAUAGGUUACCAAGUUCCCAAAUUACCAAAUCCUGUAUCAAGUACAACUACUACGUCCACUACGACUACAGCAACUAGUACAACAACCACUUCUAAACCAAAAGUUACAACAACAAGACGAUUGAAUACGCUUAAGCCAGUCUCAUACUUCAACAAACAACCAGCUUAUGCUUUGUAUCACGAACCAGUAGAACCGCUCUACAAUAAACCAUCCAUGCAGUCAUCGUACUCACAGAUAAAAGAAAAUUCACCCCAUAAAGUUUCCACCUACACCAUACCAACACCUCAACAGCGUCCCAUGCAAAGACCUCCACAACUGAGCAAUUUGAUGAUUUCUUCCACGCAGGCCACAAGACCACCAGUCAAACUGGAUCCAUCACCCAGUAAUUCAAAGGGUUUAGAAGCAUCCUUGACAAAUUUGGAUGAAGAUAUUUUAGCAUUUGCAAAGCUCUGUAAUGAAUUGGCCUUUAGUUAUUGGAAAUCGAUUACAUCAGAAAAAAUUAGCUCUGCCAGAAGUUUGGUCAUGUCUCCCUUCGCUUUAACUUCUAUGCUUUCAAUGGUAUUUCUAGGAGCUCGUGGCAGUACUUCAGGUGAAAUGAAUGAUGUUCUCAAGCUCGAUGAUAUGGUAACAUUUAACCCACACUUAGUCUUUAAAAAUAUCACCGAUUCUGUUGAGAAGGCCAUGGAUAGUGACAUUGCUACAACAGCAUUUGUACGAGAAAUUUUCAGUGAUCGUGCUAAUGGUAAAAUUUUGCAAUUCUUUAAAGAAAAAACGCAACAAUUGUAUGCCGGCCAUGUUGAGGAAGUAAAUUUCCAUGUCGUUAACGACAUCAUUCGGAGACGUACAAAUCUGUUAGUGAAGCGCCACACAAUGGGCAAAGUCCUAGAAUAUUUGCGCACUAACAGUGUAUGGGUAAAUGGUCCAUUGGCUACGAUCUCUGCAAAUCUCUUCCAAACUGAUUGUUCACAUGGAUCUACACAAGAUAAGGAUGGCGAAAUAUUCUUUCAAGUACAUCCAACGGUCCGACAAAGACGACUUGUUCCUAUUCCUGCAGUACUUUUUAAGAGUGGCUUUACUGCUGGCUAUGAACCUAAUUUAGAUGCCACUGUAGUAGCCUUUGGACGUAUACAGGAUACCACUAGCAUGAUUUACGUUAUGCCUGGACAUCUUAGUUCUAUAUCACCAUCUGAUAACUUGGACCGCCUUGAAAAACAGUUGAUGGAAACAGCUAUUUCAAAGUAUGCCUGGAGUAACUUACUCACCUCGCUAAUGGAUCGUCCUGGCAUGGAAGUACAACUACCGAGAUUUUCACAUCGAUCAUUUGUAAAUGCCACAUUAGGCCUCCAAAAAAUGGGAUUAAAGGGUCUCUUCAAGUCCGACUAUGCAGAUUUGGGAGGCUUAACGGGUUCAUCCAAUCGUGACAUUUACCUUUCUGAUAUGAUUCAAAUAAAUACUUUCAGUACAUGUGGCGAAGAAAAAAUAGCUGAUCAUCAUCACGUCGAAAUGUAUCCUGCUCCACCACUGCGCAAACGCAAUAAAGAUGUUGAUGCCCAUGAUGAUGACGAACAGGACUCUUCAGAGGCAGUUAUCGACUUUGGUUCAUUAGUUCAAGAUUCUGUUUUGGGUCGCGGUUUUUACGAUGAUUUGUUGGAUCCCAAAUAUCUGGAACUUCCACUACCCUUAAGACCACGACAAGCACGCGUCCCCGAUGCUCCCAGAUUACGGUUUGACAAACCAUUCCUCUAUUUUGUCCGUCACAAUCCAACAGGCAUGAUUUUAUUCAUGGGUCGCUUCAAUCCGAGAUUAUUGCCAUGAGCCGUAGUAAUUGACUACAAACUAAAUAUAAGCCAAACGUGUAAUACUUGUUAUUAAAAAUUGUAGUAAAAUUCUGUAUUGCUUCUUAGUUACGAAUUCUAUUUAAUCUCCUGCGAUCAAAAACAUACUAAAUACUUGCAAAUAUUUGUGUACUAACAAAAGGCAAAAUAAAACUAAAUAUUUAUUUAAGAUUAUAGUUGUAUAUUUUGAUAUUAAUUUAUGUCACGUAUACAUAUACAAGAUAUUCAUAUGCAUACAUAAAUAUAAUUAUUUAUGUUUAAAACAAUACUAUUUUUAUCAACAUUAUUAUUAUAUUAUUAUUACUAUUAUAAUUUCCUACUUUUAUUAUUAUUAUUAUUAUUAUUUUAUUUUAUAAAUGCUUUACCUUAAUCACGAGUCAUACAAAGGUGUUAAAGUGCCUGAGUCUGUGCGGGAAUAAACGAACGCAUUCUCCGGCAUUAUUCCUACUUAUUUUUUGAUGGAUUUUGUAAUUUGUUGCACGAGUAUACAAAUGACUGACAUCGCUUGUUGAUUCAAGAUUGACGUAUUGCAUGCAGCACUUUCAUACAACAUACGAAUACAUACAUUGACAAUAAACACGCAUACAUAAGUACAUAUGUACUAUAUGCAUUUUCAUAUAUAUACAUAUUUAAAUUGAAUUUAUCAUUUUUUACGAAUACAUUGAACGUAUCAUUUAAAUUUUCACUAUUAAUUUAUCUGUGUGUAGGUAUGUAGUAUCUCAUAUACAUAUACUUUCUUUUAUUUAUUUAUUUGUUUGGGUAUGUAUAUGUAGUAGUUUGUUUAAUGAUCGAUUUUUGUUUUAAUAUAAUACUUUUUACAUUUGUAAUGUAUACAAUGCAAGUAUACAAAUGAAUUAUUAUUUAUAUACAUACAUAAAUACAUACAUAUAUGUAUUUCUAUUUAUAUAUACAUUUAUAUACGUAUUUGUUAAAUAAAUAAAUCAACAAUAAAAUUUA